Saccharomyces eubayanus is the source of this 522-nucleotide messenger RNA. It is a transcript of the gene EGD2, whose product is annotated as Egd2p. Gene Ontology annotation, biological process: protein targeting to membrane. The record is from RefSeq and is a predicted model, not a curated record. The transcript has a single exon. Bases 1 to 522 code for a protein of 173 amino acids. Gene Ontology annotation, cellular component: nascent polypeptide-associated complex; cytoplasm. Lineage: Eukaryota; Fungi; Ascomycota; Saccharomycetes; Saccharomycetales; Saccharomycetaceae.
AUGUCUGUUAUUCCAGAAAACGCCAACGUCACCGUCUUGAACAAGAACGAAAAGAAAGCCAGAGAAUUGAUCGGCAAAUUGGGCUUGAAGCAAAUCCCAGGUAUCAUCAGAGUCACUUUCAGAAAGAAGGACAACCAAAUCUAUGCUAUCGAAAAGCCAGAGGUCUUCAGAUCCGUCGGUGGUAACUACGUCGUUUUCGGCGAAGCCAAGGUCGACAACUUCACUCAAAAGCUAGCUGCUGCCCAACAACAAGCUCAAGCUAGUGGUAUCAUGCCAUCCAACGAAGAUGUUGCUACCAAGUCUCCAGAAGACAUUCAAGCUGACAUGCAAGCUGCUGCUGAAAGCAGUGUCAACGCUGCUUUGGAAGAAGAAGAUGCAGGUGAGGUCGACGCCGGCGACUUGAACAAGGACGAUAUCGAAUUGGUUGUUCAACAAACUAACGUCUCCCAAAACGAAGCCAUCAAAGCUUUGAAAGCCCACAACGGUGAUUUAGUCAACGCUAUCAUGUCUUUGUCUAAAUAA